Messenger RNA from Mycotypha africana, 1479 nucleotides. RefSeq lists its product as uncharacterized. Lineage: Eukaryota; Fungi; Mucoromycota; Mucoromycetes; Mucorales; Mycotyphaceae. Bases 1 to 1479 code for a protein of 492 amino acids. The record is from RefSeq and is a predicted model, not a curated record. The transcript has a single exon.
AUGUCUGUUUCCACCUCAUCAGCGACUAUACCUAAAACAAUAACUGAUAGCCCCAGUGUAAACGGAAAUGAUGCAACUGUAAAACCUCUCGCUACUACUCUAGAUUCGAGUGAUAAUCCGACAAACAAUGCUAAGGCUUCUGAUGCUACCAGCAAUGACUCGACAGUAAUGAGUGGAGAUGUAGCUGAUAAUCACAAUGAAGCUACAACAGGAGUACCAGCGGACACAAAUCCCACUACCGCAGGAGUACCAGCGGACACAGAUCCUACUACACCUGAACCAAAAGAUACAACACAAGCACCCCCCACGGCAACAAAAGAUCAACAGCCUCAAACUACAUCACAUCCUCCUCCAAAGACGACAGUGACUCAUGAACCGGUCGUGAAACCUCCUCCUACCAUAGCUACACCUUCUGUUCCUGGUUUAACGACUCCAGCUGCUGCUGCGGUGACGACUAUAUCGACCGCUGCUGCAGGGGCAACGACAUCGAUCGCUGCGACAGUGACAACAUCACCGGCCGUUACUGCUAACACAGCACAGAGCGUAACUACUGUUUCUGAAUCCACCAUUGCAUCCAUGACUGAUUCCUUACUCAGCGUCAGCAGUAGUACGAGCACGUUAUCAUCAACCACCAGUAGCAGAAUUUUACCAACUCCAACAUCCAUCAAAAAAGAUAACAACAGUAACAGUAAUAUUGGUUUAAUUGCCGGUAUCGUUGGAGGCGUGGCUGGUCUUGUUAUUGUAGGAGCUAUUGCAUUCAUAAUCAUCCGUCGAAGCCAACGUAGAAGAGCAAGAAGAGAUUCAACCCGCGCUAGUCGUACGAUGGAAGAUUUAUUUUCUCCUACUGGAGGAGCAUCAGUCGAAGGUGGAAACAGAGGAGUACUAGCAGCUGACAGCACAGCAGUAAUGACAGAAAACCAUGAUACGUAUAGAAAUGAUACGUUAGUGUCAAGUGGAGGUGUUAUGGCUACUGGAGAACAAUCCUACUUUCAGCAGCACCAACAAUACAGUGGUAUGACAAGUCCUUCUGUGGCUUAUGUGCAAUCACCAGCAUUACCACAACAGCAUCAAGAUCCUCUAACUGCUGCUGGUCAGUAUUAUGAAGAUCAUCAGAUGUUAUCUCCUCAAACACAGCAUCAAGAAGCAGCCUACUAUAAUCAUCAAAUGGUAUCUCCUCAAAUACAGCAUCAAGAAGCAGCAUACUAUGAUCAGCAGCAGCUUUCCCAUCAACAGCAACUGGUGCAAGAUGUGUAUUAUGAUCCCUAUCAGCAACAAACACAAGGGCACGAAGUGUAUUACGAUCAACAUGGCCAGCCUUAUUAUCCAGACUAUCAUAAUAAUGGCUAUUUUAAUGAAAAUGGCACAGCAGAAUACUAUCAUCAACAAGAACAACACCACCACCGCGCAAAUGAAUAUAAUCAUUCACCAGAACCAGGCAACAAUACACAAGUACAUCAGCAGCAAGUGCCUCAUCAAUAA